This is a messenger RNA of Peronospora belbahrii, 1767 nucleotides long. The record is from the annotation of a GenBank genome assembly. NCBI's taxonomy places the organism in Eukaryota, Oomycota, Peronosporomycetes, Peronosporales, Peronosporaceae.
AUGUCCUCAUCCGCUGAGGUAUCACUACCAGUGCCUGCGUCGAGCGUAGCUGAAAAAUUGUCGCAGAAGCUGAGCAAUCGUGACGAGUUUUUUGUCACUGUCAACAUCGUCGGCGUCUCUUUGCAUUGUGUGGUGAACCCUCAAUGGCCGUGUGAAGCGAUUCUUCAAGUGGCAACUGAAGCAUAUCAUGCUGCAUUUGCUAAUAGUGAAGUGCCAGAAUGCAAUGUAGUUUUUCAUCGCACGAAGCAGGAAUAUCUGGUGGCUGGAACAUCAAUCAACGAAUGUUGUGCUAGAGGCGACGAACUGGAGCUGGGUGUCGCAUUUUCUGCUCAUAAUAGUGGUCGAGUUGAUAUGAAUCCGUCCGAUGCUUUUUGUAGCGAUAGCACAGUGGAUAGCGACGGUGAGAUGAGUGAAUUUUGUGUGCUUUUUCACAAACUGCCAUUGGGGUUUACAAUGAAACGUGGCAAUGAUGGCAGCACCGAAGUAGGAACCAUUUACCCUAGAAGUGUGGCGACGCAUUUUCCACGAUUAUCACCCGGCGUGACUAUCGUGAACAUUGCGGGAACGCCGCUCCAGGAUAUGGGACUUCGUCAAGUGCACGAUCUCAUUAAGAACGCCAAGCUUCCGCUGGAUAUCCACUUUCGGGGUUGCGCGUUGCUGUCAUCCUUGUCGUUGUCGCCUGAGUUAAUACAAGAUACACACAUGUCAGCUUUACGACCGUCCGCAGCAUCGUCUGCUGCGCCGUUAAUUUGUACCAAUAAACAGGGAGGGCAUCCCAGAGGGCCUGGUGAUCGCCUCAGUAUGCGGAGCAAUGGAAGCAAUGGAAGUGGUUGCAGUCGCAACAGUCGUGGUAGUGGACGGGGAAAGAAGAAAGCUGGCAAUUUUGUUCAACAACGGAGCAUUGACAGCCAGCAUAGGAGUAGCGAAUCGCACAUACAACUGCCUGAUACUGACGUGAACAGCCAUCACGGGCGAAAAAAAGACGAGGCUAGUCAUGCUACUGAAGCUGAUCUUAUCACGCAACUUGAGAAUCUCAAGGUGGCACUACUGCGCAAGCACGAAGAAGCCAAGCAAAUUGCGCGUCAGCUUGAAUCUUGUUCCGAGAAGCUACUAACUCUCCGUGGUAAAUCUGAUGGUACUCAAAAGCAGCAGCAGCAAAAGCAGCAAUCGAAGCAAAAUGGCACGACUUCUUUGCAUCGUGCGGCAACAAUUUCAGCCCAUAGUGGCGGAUCCAAGAUUCGGCUAACGCCUGAGGUUCUGGAGGCAAUAGACCAAACAGCUGGGCUUCCUCGACGUGGCACGGGGGCCUACACUUCAUCAAAUGCGUCAUCUAUCUCGAGAUAUUCAGCACAAUCUAUGCCUGCAGCUCGUUCUGCGAAUGUGCGUGCGCGCAGUGCUCGCGCUGCGACUAUCGCAAUUGCUGACAACGUGUCAGUAUCGUCUUGCACGUCGAAUACAUCGAACACAUCGAGCAUAUCUGCUCGCCGAAGAGGAAAGCUCUCACCGCGCGGCACCGCGCUUCACAAUCUGAACAAACGGUACAACUAUAUGCCGCAGAAGUAUGCAACAAACACAACAAAUACUUUUGAGGCUGGGUCCACUUCACUGUCAUCCCGUGGAGCCGUAAUGCCGCGUGCACGAAUGUCGCGUGAUUCAUUCAUUGCCAAGAGCGAGAGUCCAGGUGUUGGUUACUAUGACGUGAAGGUAAAUGACCGCGUUAAGGGCGGCGAAAUUGGCGAUUCUGACCGCUCAUUGCCUUGGUCUUGA